AUGCCCGGCGUCAUGGAGCAGGUCAAGGACGCGAUUAGCGGGGCUUCUGAAGCGAUCAAGCACAGCUUCGAUGGUAUCACCGUUGGAAAUGACCACGAGGGCGCGGAUCGCUACGAGGUCCGCAAGCGCUGGGAAGAAGCCAGGGAGAGGGCCAGUGAUGAGAUUCGCGCUCCCGGCUUCACCCCAUCUGAUGGUGAUCGCCUGAGGCAGACCUUCGAGCGGAUGAAAACCGUGGCCACCCGAAGCUUCUCGGCCUCCACUUCCAUUGACAGCGAGCAGCCGAUUAGAGAAAAUUGCGUGCUGGGCAGUCGGCAGCGAUACGAACGAAAAGUUACACGGACAAUUGUGGCAAUCAUUGCUUGCCACAUUUUUACGGAUUCGCCGUCCGCCUUUCCGUUCAUAUGGGAUUUACUUGGCCAAGAUGCUCCGAUAUGGAUUAAUUGGAUGGUCCUGUCCCCGAAUUACAUCUACAUGUUCUGCGGCAUCAUCAACUCGUUGCAUUUGCUGGGCAAGGUGCUGAACUUCUUCCUCUUCUGCUUACUAUCCGAAGAUUUCCGAAAGCGUGUCCAGAUAAUGCUACGAAAAUACUCCAAAACCCUACGGCACUAUCGACCUGCUUUCAUG
Molecule: messenger RNA, 624 nt
Organism: Mesorhabditis spiculigera
Lineage: Eukaryota; Metazoa; Nematoda; Chromadorea; Rhabditida; Rhabditidae
Source: the annotation of a GenBank genome assembly